Pimephales promelas (fathead minnow) is the source of this 1539-nucleotide messenger RNA. The record is from RefSeq and is a predicted model, not a curated record. Lineage: Eukaryota; Metazoa; Chordata; Actinopteri; Cypriniformes; Leuciscidae.
UUCAGUCGUGAGUUAUCCAUCUCCUUCUUCCUGAAGCAGCGCGUUACAAGUGGCGCCCGAACAUUUUAUCUCUGGCCUUGGAUUUAACGCGAGGACACGGACGACGGACCGGUUUGUGACGGACGGCUCCGAAAAUGCUGUGAACAUCCAGCCAGUCAUGUUUUCCGGCCAGACGGAGAGCGCCAGUGGCAGUGCCGGGGUCAGGAGAGCGCCUGGAGACACAAGUUAAGUCGUUGAAGGAGGAAGUGGAAAUGCUGCGGAGGUGCCUGAGUGAGUCUCUGGAUCUUCAAAGAGGUAUUAUUGACCGUUGCACAGAAAACUUGCAUGUACCUGAUUCUUACCAAGUGCCUUCACAAGUCAGGCCUGUUGCUUCAUCUACUCCACAUGCUCAAGCACCAGCUGGUCACUUACAGGGGCCUUGGUCCUGUGAAGUAGAAAUGAACGUCAGAAACGAAAAUGCGUUUGGCCUGGCUCAAAGCUCUCACGAUUUGAAUAAUGCCACCAGAACUUUGGCCUCCGUCUUGCACCAAUCGAGACUGGAGCCCCCAGUGUUUGAAAAUGAUGAGAAGAUUCAACCUGAUGAUUGGCUUAUUCUUGUGGAUGCCUAUAGAACUUCUUUGGCUCUCAACGAUGCUCAAAUUUUGCUUGAAUUACCACGGUUCUUGGCUAAAGAGCCCAGGAAGUGGUUUGCGGUACUGAGUUCACAUGUCACAUCUUGGACACAGUUCUGCACCCUGUUCAAGACUGUGUUUCUCCCAGCAGAUAUCCAAGAGCGUGUCUGGAGGGGUAUUCUUGACCGUGUACAAGCUCAAGGAGAACCAUUUCCAACGUUUGUAGCACACAUGUUAUCUGAAUUCAAGAAACUAAAGUCUCCCCCACCAGAACAGGAGCAGAUUGAUCUUAUCUGCAAGCAUGCACUUGAGCGCUACAGAGUUGCACUGUACGGCGCACGUAUUACUUCAGUCAUAGACCUUGUGAUGUGUGCCCAUGAGCUGCACUCCGCUCUCGGCCCUGCCAGCCGUAAUGAACCAGUACUGCCGAAGAGCAAAAACAAGCAAGAGCCUUAUUGUUUCAGAUGUUCUGCGCCUGGUUUCACUUCAAGAAACUGUCCGAACUGUAACUUUACACAGCAGACUGUGUCUUUUACAGCCAGGGAUAUACGGACAAGUCCAGGCUCGAAUGAGCCACAGAGCGCUGAGGAAGACACUCAAGCUAGGACAUACGAGAACAGGGAGGAGCAAAAGCACAAUUCGGUUCGGCAGAAGGUAAACUUCAAAGGGGGGAGGACGUUUCACCGAGGCAAUCCUCCCUCCAGAAGAUAAAUGCGCCUCACCCUUGUCUUAUGUCCCCACCUGAGCCGCUUGUCCUCGGCCAUGUGGAGGACCGUACUUCUCCUUCAUUUUGGAACACACCGUUUAUGAUCAAGGUCAAUCUCUUUCAUAAAGCCAGCGACGCAGCACUGGACACCGGUGCCUCACUGUCAGCUGUUCGUACAAAUAUGAUUUCUGAUGAUUUACGACAUUCUCUGAAGGUUCAGCC